Messenger RNA from Chironomus riparius, 2302 nucleotides. Lineage: Eukaryota; Metazoa; Arthropoda; Insecta; Diptera; Chironomidae. The record is from the annotation of a GenBank genome assembly.
UUCCGAUGGCAUGUAAUUUUCUCCUGGAUCUUCAAUGUUGUACAAAUGUUGCAUGGUUGUGUGAGUGAGUUUUUAUUAUUAUUUUCCUUCUUUUCUGAUGAAAUUUUCAAAAACGAAAUAAUUAAGCUAAUAUCGGUUUAUAAAGGAACAAUCCAGCAUCAAAUACAUCAGCAAGCAUUAUCAGACUGUAAUUAACCAGAGAAUCAUCAAGGAAGUGAAAUUUUAAUCGCCAAAAGCUCCAAAAUAAGAAAAUUAAAAAAUUAAAAAGUGAAAAAAGUUCAAUAACAAUGGAUACUAUGAUCAAUUUAAUAGUAAAAGUCCAGCAAUUUGAGGAUAAAAGGAUCUUGGCUAAAGCUUCAUGGAAUAUAAAAGAACUAAAAGGCAAACUAAGCGAAAUUUAUCCAACUAGCACUGAGGAGCAAAAAUUAAUUUAUUCUGGAAAACUUUUAAACGACACUGUCGUGUUAAAGGACGUUCUACGAGAAUACGAGGGACAGGAAGCUCACACAGUCCAUUUAGUCUUUACACCGAAAACAAGUUCACGACUACAAACGAUAUUAAAGGAAAAUUCAUCAAUAAAUACCACGUCAAAUCAAUCACAAUCGUCAGACAUGAGUACGAGCGAGUUAAGGCAGAGACAUACAGCAACAACUGCUGCAACAGUGCCAGAGCAACAGCAGCAAGCUACCACAAACAUUCCCAGUAAUUAUUAUAAUGCCUUUUACGGUAAUAUGCCAUUUGAUGCUAACAGUGUCCUCGCCCAACAAUAUGCAAUGCAAACGUGGAUGCAACAGGCUUAUGCUCAAUACAUGAAUCAAUAUAUGAAUAUAGUUCAACAACAACAGACACAGCAAGCACCAAAUUUUGCUGGUUUUAUGCAGCCACAAAUGCCUUUCAUAGCACCAACAAUAGUUCCAACAUCGCCAACAAGUUCCACAAUUCAAUCAUCUAAUUCUGAAAUACAGACAGCAUCAGCAUCACCUCCAGCGCAGCCACAAGCACAAGUAGAGCAAGCACCUCAACCGCCAGCAGCAGCUGAGCCACAAAGAAGGUUUCCAAACAUUAUUCAAGAUGAACAGGAAAAUCGCGACUGGCUUGAUAUUGUCUAUUCUAUGUCUCGUCUAUUGAUUCUCUUGUGUCUUGUGUACUUCUAUUCGUCGCCAUUAAGAUGUCUUAUUGUGAUUCUCAUAGGAAUUUCCAUUUAUUUGUACCACAUCUAUAGACAGAAUCAAAAUCGUUUGAAUAACAACAACACGACACGUGUGAAUCUUAAUAAUGUCAAUCGACCACCACAGGCACCAGCAGCAGCUCCAAGACCAGAAAAUGGUGAAGAGAGACCAGAAAAUGCUGAAAAUCCAACGGAAGAGAAUCAAAAUGCAGAAAGUAGCGAAACAGAGCCAUUAGUGAAUGCAUCAGAUGAAUUAUUAAGUACUGAGCCACAAGUUUCGUGGCUGACUAUAGCAAGGACAUUCGUUGUGUCUUUUGUAGCAUCAAUUAUUCCUGAACAUCCAGCAAUGUGAAUUGACAAUAAAUUUGGCUUAAAGUUUACUUCUUGGAUGAUUUUUAAAAUCAAGCAAAAGUUUUUUUUUUGAAAAAUUUCGAGUGUCUACCAAACGUACGUACUAUGUAGUCAUGUUUAAGGACGAUAAAACAUUCAGAUAAGAAGGAAUUAAAUGCAAUUAAAUGUUUAAAAAAAGAAUUAAAAAAAGUAACAAUGCAGAAUAACUGAAGUUUUCCUUUGUGGUGUGGGUCUUUGACUUGUGACACUUGACAUCAUUAAAAGGGGGUUUGGGGGAUACGUUGACUUAGCUGGGGGAUCUUUAAUAUUUAAAUUAGUAAAAGUGGUUGAAAAAUCGAUUACAAAAAUUAAAACUCUCCUUUAAGGUGCUAUACGUCACUUGUUAACAAACCCACCACCACCAUCUUAUUUAUUUUUUAUUGUUAAUCUGAAAAAAAGCAAGAUUUGUGGAAUGUUGAAUAAUUUAAUCUAUGGAUCUAAUUAAUUGUUGGAAAGAAAGUCGGCUUCAGAUAACUAUUAUUCUAUGAAUAUUAUUUUAUUAUUAUUCUUAGUUAUUAAGUUCAAAACGAUGAAAUCCUUCUGUGUUAAUUAACGAUUAUUAAAACAAAAAAAAAUUAUAUUAUGAAUGAAAUAAAACAAAAAAAAAUAUGUAAAUUUUAUGAUCACAAAAUUAUCCUUUCCCUGUUGUAGAAGUGAAAAUGCAAAUGAAACUAAUAAAGUGAGCAAAAAAAAGUAAUUUAUUUGUGUCUGUUCGACUACAGCUGUUAUUAUCGACAAUUACAG